AGCAUUUGACACUGGGUUGGAUGCUAGCCCUGUGACCAUGAUGAUGGGGGAGCAAUCUGAGAUCAAGAGAAGGAGAGCAGCAACAAGGAAGAAGAACAUUGAGUUUGAGUUCUGUAAGGUCUGCAAUAUAAAUCACGACCAUGGUCUCCGACACAAGUACUUCCCAAACCACAAGAAAUCCCUCUCCACCUUCCUCUCUCGUUUCCGAAACAAACUCUCUGAUGUUCGCGUCUUCCUGAACACCCCUAGCCCUCUCAAUUCCCAACUUUCUUCUCGCAAUUGCUUGUGGUGUGUUUUCUGUGACCAAGAUAUCCAAGAGCGCUCUAGUUCCUUUGCCUGUGCUAAUGUGAUUCGUCACCUAGCAAGUGUUGAACAUGUGAAAAAUUUGAAGCACUUCUUCUGGAAAUAUGGUGGCGCCAUGGAUCAGUUGGACGCAUUUAAGGUUUCUAACGAUGAUUUAGCUAAGUGGGAAAAGAGGUGCAUGGCCCUAAAAAAUGAAGCUGUGUUGUCGAGUGAGGAAUGUUGCGGAGCAGUGUUUGGACCUUCAAGUGAUAUCCAUAAUCAACUCAACAAUGGAAAAAUUGAUAGUUUUGAAAAUGUUUAUUCCCAUUCUGUAGAAUCAUAUUCUCCGAAUGGUGUUUUUCCUUUACAAUGCUAUACGAAUGAGUAUCAGGUAUCCUGUUCAGGACAAUCUGGAGUUGGCAAUACCGGCUUGUUAGAUAUUGAUACCUCUUUUUUAACUUCGGAAGCGUGCUCUGGUGCAAAUCCUUUUGCUUUGCAAGAUUUUGCUGUUGAAAGAAGCCAUUCUGUCCCUUGUAAUGGUAGACAAUGGUCAGGUGAUGGUUACUCUUGUAAUAAAGGGGUGCGUGACAAUGGUAGAAUGGUAAGCAGAGAGAGCAACCAUAAGGGUCAACAGAUGCUCAGCCGAGUCUCUUCUGUGCCUAUUGAAAAUGCUGGUGGAAAUGUUCAUUCUGGAGCACCUCCACCAUGGUUUGAAACAACUGAGGGAGUGCAGAUAUAUUCUGAGCCUGUUUCAGUAGACCUUGUCUCCCAUUCAAACAAGUCAGGGAAGUCCAAAAAGUUGAAUCCAAAACGGGUGGGAGCAGCUUGGGCGGAGAAGAGAAAGAUUGAAAUGGAGAUGGAAAAGAGGGGAGAGACUGUGAGGAAUGAGUUUGAUGCCAACUGGCUUCCUAAUUUUGGUAGAGUCUGGCAAUCUGGUAGCAGAAAAGAAUCGAGAAAAGAAUUUGAGAGAGAGAAAGGAAAGUUACUAAAUGUUGAAACUCAAUCUGAGAUGCCAAUCAAGAUACAGCCUUAUGUCAGCAAAAGAAUGCGGAUGGAUAGUUGUGGUGAUUAUGCAAAUGAGUGAAAUUUCUGGUGGCAAACAUGUUCAGGGAGUCUACAUUAUUGUAUAUGCGCAUUUCAGCAUCGUUUACAUUGGAGGCUGACGAAUAAACACAAUGAAACAUGGUGCGUUCAUGUCAAUCUUUGAAAAAAAUAACACAGUCAUUGUGCAGUAUUGACCCACAAUAAUAAUAGUUAAGUAAAACAACAUGCACUGAUCAAGGAGCGAUGGCUGUUACCCUACAAUGAUUGUGGUUAUAGUGAAUCUAUUUUACUGCAUUUCAUGUGCCAUGUGACUUCAAUUCUUAUUAUGGUUGGUCUGCUCAAUUUUUGCGCAGUUCUGGGUGUUUGAUUUUUUUUUUUUCAACCAGCUUGAUUUUGAACGUAAGGGUGGUUGCAUUGACAUUUAGAUAGGCGUUGCUUUGCAAUAUGUUGGUUUCAUCCAUGGGAAUGGGACAACUUAUCCAUAGUUGUACAGAAUACUUAGAUUAUUCU
This is a messenger RNA of Gastrolobium bilobum, 1836 nucleotides long. RefSeq names its product TITAN-like protein. The transcript has 7 exons. The coding region runs from base 38 to 1366 and encodes 442 amino acids. NCBI's taxonomy places the organism in Eukaryota, Viridiplantae, Streptophyta, Magnoliopsida, Fabales, Fabaceae. The record is from RefSeq and is a predicted model, not a curated record.